This is a messenger RNA of Photinus pyralis (common eastern firefly), 1020 nucleotides long. RefSeq names its product 39S ribosomal protein L4, mitochondrial (gene mRpL4). The transcript is spliced from 3 exons. Gene Ontology annotation, molecular function: structural constituent of ribosome. Gene Ontology annotation, biological process: translation. The record is from RefSeq and is a predicted model, not a curated record. Gene Ontology annotation, cellular component: ribosome. NCBI's taxonomy places the organism in Eukaryota, Metazoa, Arthropoda, Insecta, Coleoptera, Lampyridae. Bases 129 to 959 code for a protein of 276 amino acids.
AAUACACAACGAGAUGGAAAUAAAUUUGGGUACUGCAAAUUAAGGUUCGCCCUGUACUACAUUUUUGAUUUUUACAACUUACAACUGACAACACUGUAAUGAAAAUGAGGUUAUGUUAAAAUUCCAAAAUGUUAUCAAAUAUUCUACCAAAGUUAAAAACUAGCAACUAUUUCAAGCCUUUCUGUACUGCAAUCACAAGUGAGGGCAACUCAAAAAUAGAGCCACGUGCAUUGCAAUUCCCUCCGAAAUACCAAAAGCCCCGGCAAGUGUGGUUGGAAAAUCUAGACACAAUAGAUGAAAGAAAGCUAAGUCUGCUAGACCUGCACCCCGAUAUAUUUGCCUCUAACCCUCGAAUUGAUAUAAUUUUCCAAAACGUUCGGUGGCAAAGUUUAUAUCGCUUCGUUAGCUUUGCUCAUACAAAGGUACGAUCGGAGGUAAGGGGUGGAGGACGAAAACCAUGGCCUCAGAAAGGCUUAGGUCGAGCUCGUCACGGUUCAAUUCGGAGUCCUUUAUUUAAAGGAGGGGGUGUGGCACAUGGACCAAGAUCGCCAACACCACACUUCUACAUGCUACCAUUCUAUACUAGAAUAUUAGGCUUAACGAGUAUGCUGUCUGUUAAAUUAGCUCAGGAUGAUUUACACGUCGUUGACAAUUUGGAGAUACCAACAGAUGAACCGGAAUUUAUACAGGAAUUGGUUAAAACGCGGAACUGGGGGCCAUCAGUGCUAUUCAUCAACGAAGUCGAUAUUAUGCCAAGGAAUAUCACUAUAGCCACUGACGAAAUUAAACACAUGAAUUUAAUGCCGGUUUACGGUCUAAAUGUUUACUCCAUGUUGAAACACGACACACUUGUACUUACUAAAACUGCCGUGGAUGUAAUUGAAUCGAAACUUCUAACACAUCUUCAUCGAAAUGUGUUUUAUAACAAAUUGGGCAAGUAUAAAGUUGAUCAAGUGUAGAAUCGCGUUAGUUCUAAAUAUAGGAAGGUUUAAUUAAAAUGCUUAUUUUAUUGUCCUAAUA